AUGUUGCUCAAUGAUGAUGAUAGGCAAAAAUUGUCGGUGGUGCGAUCGCGAGUUCGAAACGUCUUCGCCGCCGUUGCUGUGGUUCGUUUCCGGUCGCCGGUGGCCGCCGGCGAAACCGAGCCAGCAACCGUGAACCGGAGCAAAAUCCCGCAAAUGACGCAGAUCGCAAGCAUUACCACAGCGACGAUCGUGAUUGAUCGUAAAGUGGAAAAACGUAGAGCAACCACCCGUGCCGGAACGAUGUGGAACAGUGGGGACGGGUUGGACGGUACGGCGGGGCACGCGGUGGCGGCAGCGAUGAGAAGACGAAGAAGGCAGAAUAGUCGGCGGUUGCAUCAGUGGACGGUGCUAUCCGCCGCCACCAUGAUCCUGCUGUUGCUACCGAGCAUUAGCGAUCGGAGCUCUGCCAAAGCAUCGACGAUUCACCGACAUACGGCCGAUGAUAACGAUACGUCGUCAAUGGUUCAGCAGGCGAAGGAUCAACAACCGACGAACGGGAAGCAUUCCAACUCGAACGAGAACUUUCCCCCGGCGGCGAACGCCAACGGUGGUGGUGCCCUGGCGCCGGCCUCCCUCCAGGCAGCAUCGCCCCAAACGAUGACACUGACGGCGGAUAAAAAUAAAACCAAGCUACUCAAAUGUCACUGUGACAUUUGCAAGGAUGAAAACUUCGUGUGCGAAACGGACGGCCUUUGCUUUACCUCUCUCACGCGCGAAGCGAACGGUUCACUCAAAUACUCCUACAGGUGCUUCGAUCUGAAGGACCAUCUCGGUCCAUUUACCUGGAACUGGUGCCGUAAUAAGACGGAUGGUACGCCAAACGAUCACUACUGUUGCUACGGACCCGACUUGUGUAAUUUGUCUCUCAAACCCGCGACGCCAAUGGUGGAAGCCCAAGAGGACGAAAAGCUAUCACGCUCGGUAUUCAUCACACUGACAGUGAUCAUAAUCUUGCUGUUGGUCGUGUUUGUCACCUUCCUGAUCUUCUACGGACGCCGCAAGCGUAACAGUGGCGCACGGCAAAUUCUGCCAGAAGAUUCGGUGUGCGGUGCAAGCUAUCCGAUCCUGAACGGGCAUACCACCAUACAGGAUUUCAUUGAGAUGACCACAUCCGGAUCGGGCUCUGCUGGACUCCCAUUGUUGGUGCAGCGCUCAAUCGCUCGCCAGAUACAGCUGGUCGAGGUGAUCGGCAAGGGGCGCUUCGGUGAGGUGUGGCGCGGUAGAUGGCGUGGCGAGAAUGUGGCCGUGAAAAUAUUCUCCAGCCGUGAGGAAUGCUCCUGGUUCCGGGAAGCCGAAAUCUAUCAGACCAUCAUGUUGCGCCAUGAGAACAUUCUUGGCUUUAUCGCUGCUGAUAACAAAGAUAAUGGCACCUGGACACAGUUGUGGCUGGUAACGGAUUAUCAUGAGAAUGGUUCACUGUUCGAUUUCCUCACCGCACGCUGCGUCGAUCCGGACACGAUGCUGGAAAUGGCGUACUCGAUAGCGACCGGACUGGCCCAUCUGCACAUGGAUAUUGUCGGGACGCGCGGUAAACCCGCGAUCGCUCAUCGUGAUCUAAAGUCGAAGAACAUUCUGGUCAAAUCGAACCUCACGUGCUGCAUCGGAGAUCUCGGGCUGGCGGUGCGUCACAUUGUGGCCACCGAUACGGUUGAUAUACCGUCGACGCAUCGUGUCGGUACCAAGCGCUACAUGGCGCCGGAAGUGCUGGACGAAACGAUCAAUGUGUAUCAGUUCGAUUCGUUCAAGCGGGCGGACGUGUACGCCCUGGGGUUGGUACUGUGGGAGAUCGCCCGGCGGUGUAAUGUCGACGGCAUCUACGACGAGUAUCAGCUGCCUUUCUACGAUGUGGUGCAACCAGAUCCCACCAUUGAAGAAAUGCGAAAGGUAGUCUGUGUGGAUCAGCAACGUCCUAGCAUACCCAGCCGAUGGAUUGCCUGCGAAACACUGCACGCAAUCUCGAAGGUGAUGAAGGAAUGCUGGUAUCAGCAUCCAGCCGCCCGUCUAUCAGCCCUCAGGAUCAAGAAAACGUUGGCGAAUCUGCGCUAA
Molecule: messenger RNA, 2046 nt
Organism: Anopheles marshallii
Lineage: Eukaryota; Metazoa; Arthropoda; Insecta; Diptera; Culicidae
Gene: babo
Product: TGF-beta receptor type-1
Exons: 9
Coding region: 1-2046 (681 amino acids)
Biological process (GO): protein phosphorylation; activin receptor signaling pathway; cellular response to growth factor stimulus
Cellular component (GO): activin receptor complex; plasma membrane
Molecular function (GO): activin binding; ATP binding; activin receptor activity, type I
Source: RefSeq, a predicted model, not a curated record